This is a messenger RNA of Ceratosolen solmsi marchali, 1017 nucleotides long. RefSeq lists its product as uncharacterized. The coding region runs from base 57 to 839 and encodes 260 amino acids. NCBI's taxonomy places the organism in Eukaryota, Metazoa, Arthropoda, Insecta, Hymenoptera, Agaonidae. The record is from RefSeq and is a predicted model, not a curated record. The transcript is spliced from 4 exons.
GAAAAUUAAAAUACAAUAUUUUCAUCUUCAAAGACAUACUUUUUUAUUAAGAAAUAAUGCAUUUCUGGAUUGAUAAACCUACAGGACGAUGUUAUGGAUUUAAUGGACGACAUUAUCCUACUAUGUCUUUUUCCAAAGUAAAUUUUGGUCAACAUCGUAGGUGUGAUUUAGAUGUAACAAGAUUACAGAUGUUAACACCAGUACAUAGAUUUCAAGCUAUUAGCAAUAUUGGAAAUUCUGCUGGAUCUAGUAAUCAUAAUUUAACCAGAUCUAUAAGAUUUAAUACACAAACUAAUGAACAUAGAAAUAAUUCAAUACAUAAUGAAAUACAACUUGGACAAAAUAUCAGCAAUACAAAUACUACUGGUAAUAAUCUACAUGUACCACAAUCAACAAGUAAUUCAAGUAGUAGAGGACUUCUCAAUUUUUCUGAAUUAAAUGAUGCAGUAAUGGCAGGAUACAGACUUCGUUGCAGUGUAUGGAUUAUUUUUGUACUAGCUACAGGUUUUGUAGCUGCAGCUAAAUUUUACUUUGAUCAUCAGCAGGGAGCUGGUUUAGAAGUACUUGUAUUUUGUGGACUAUUAGUAAUUCUUUUACUGUCUGGGUGUUUCUACUCAAUUAUUUGUCGACGUGCACAAAACAAUCAUCAUCAAGAAAUCGAAGUAGAACCUAUCGCAACUGUUGCUGUUUCAAAUACAAUUUCCAAUGAUAAUAUUAGACAAGUUUCUAUGCCUAUUAGACAAAAUCCACCUCCACCAUAUCAUAUAGCAAUUCUUAUACCUCCUCCUAUAUCAUCUGAUGAAACACCUCCCCCAGCUUAUGAUAAGAUUGUUCAAUAAAUUUUAUUUAAUCUAGUUUUAUAUAUAAAUUCAAUAUGUUUAAUAUUGUUGAAUUAUAGAUAUUGCUACUUUUGAUAUAUCCUUGCAAUUGUGUUUUAGUAUAAUCAAAAAAGUUGAAGGCAUUUAUUAUACAGAUGUUUAAAUUGUGAUAUUUAAUUGGCCAAAAAAGAAUUAUGAA